Molecule: messenger RNA, 1863 nt
Organism: Microdochium trichocladiopsis
Lineage: Eukaryota; Fungi; Ascomycota; Sordariomycetes; Xylariales; Microdochiaceae
Product: L-rhamnonate dehydratase
Exons: 1
Coding region: 345-1667 (440 amino acids)
Biological process (GO): carbohydrate catabolic process
Molecular function (GO): L-rhamnonate dehydratase activity; magnesium ion binding
Source: RefSeq, a predicted model, not a curated record
ACCGUCUCAGUGCAUCGGACAAGCUGUGCCCGACAAGCCAAUGCCAAUUCUCGCUCGGAAGCCACUAUGCUCUCGAGGUUCGGCCUCGGUCUCUCUGCUCGGACCAGAGCUUGUCCACAUUGGUGACAUGCUCCCGGCAACCUAUGGAAUUCGCAGUGGUUCCCCGCGCUGUCCCGUAUGCGGAGUCAGGUCGCUUCUGGCCAUGCCCACGUACCUGACUUCGAAUCUCCUUCUCCAACUUCUUCCUCUUCUUCUGCCAAUGGUUUAGAGGCGCAGUGUUCUUCGUCGUCCUUCACUUUCUCACCAAUUUCUCCUCCUUACCAUUCCUCUCUGGACCAUCACACAUGAUGGCAUCCGUACGCGAAUUCCCCACGAUCAAGGCCGUCCGGUCGUUCGUCAUUGGCGGUGUUGGCUCUGGCGGCGAUUACCACAACGUCAAAGGCGGCCACUGGCUCAUAGACUCGGACAUCUCUACACCCUGCUCCAUCUGGGACCAGUACAAGAAGUCUCGCACCUCAUGGGGCAUCAAUGUCCUCGGCUCCUUCCUCGUCGAGAUUGAAGCCUCGGAUGGAACAAUCGGUUUCGCCACCGGCUUCGGCGGUCCUCCGGGCUGCUGGCUUGUCCACCAGCACUUUGAGCGUUUCCUCAUCGGUGCCGACCCUCGCAACACAAACCUGCUCUUCGAGCAGAUGUACCGCGCCUCCAUGUUCUACGGCCGUAAGGGCCUUCCUAUCGCCGUCAUCUCCGUCAUCGACUUAGCAAUCUGGGACCUCUUGGGCAAGCUACGCAACGAGCCCGUCUACCGUCUCAUCGGCGGCGCUGCUCGCGAGCGUCUCAACUUCUACUGCACUGGUCCAGAGCCUACGGCCGCCAAGGCGAUGGGCUUCUGGGGUGCCAAGGUGCCGUUGCCCUUCUGCCCCGCUGACGGCCAUGAGGGCAUGCGUAAGAACGUCGAGUUCCUGCGCAAGCACCGCGAGAGCGUCGGUCCCGACUUUCCCAUCAUGGUCGAUUGCUAUAUGAGUCUCAACGUCGAGUACACCAUUGAGAUUGCCGAGCGGUGCAAGGACCUUGAUAUCGGCUGGUGGGAGGAGUGUCUGUCCCCCGACGACACGGAUGGAUUUGAACAGAUCAAACGUGCGCACCCAACCAUCAAGUUCACCACCGGCGAGCACGAGUACUCGCGCUACGGUUUCCGCAAGCUCAUCGAGGGCCGCAACCUCGCCAUCAUUCAGCCCGAUGUCAUGUGGCUCGGUGGCCUGACAGAGCUGCUCAAGGUCUCGGCCAUGGCGGCUGCCUACGACAUCCCCGUCGUGCCGCAUGCCAGCGGCCCGUACAGCUACCAUUUUGUGAUUUCACAGCCCAACACUCCCUUCCAGGAGUAUCUAGCCAACUCGCCCGACGGCAAGAGCGUGUUGCCCGUGUUUGGCGAUCUCUUCCUCGACGAGCCUAUCCCGACCAAGGGGUUUCUGACGACGGCAGACCUCGACAAGCCCGGCUUCGGCCUCACCCUCAACCCAGCAGCAAGGGCCAAGCUCAUCCCUGCCGACUACCUUUUGACGCCGCCGCCGCCGCCAGGUCUCAAACCGGCCGAGACCACUACAGCAUCCGAGGAAGACAAGGGCUUGGUCGAGAAGUUAACUGAAGGUGUCAAGAGCAUGAAUACUUGAUUUUCUCGAGGUGGAAGCAGAGAAAGACAGAGGCGGAAAAGUGUAGAACUGUUGGCGUUCUAACCCUGGGAAGUUUGGGUUUGGUUUCAUUUGUUUACACUGCCUGGCUGACUGGCUGGACGUUCUACAUCGCAUGACAUCUUUAGAGAAUGACCAAACUUGACUGAUAUGCAAUGGCAUGUUGUCCGAACCAGGC